Molecule: messenger RNA, 6465 nt
Organism: Bicyclus anynana (squinting bush brown)
Lineage: Eukaryota; Metazoa; Arthropoda; Insecta; Lepidoptera; Nymphalidae
Gene: Hmt4-20
Product: histone-lysine N-methyltransferase KMT5B
Exons: 3
Coding region: 414-2516 (700 amino acids)
Cellular component (GO): nucleus
Molecular function (GO): protein binding; histone H4K20 methyltransferase activity
Source: RefSeq, a predicted model, not a curated record
AACUCAAUAAAACGUUUCAAGGACUAAAUUUAUUUACUAUCAUUUUCAUGUAACAACAAAUUUUUAAGCUAUUUAUACUACAAAACAAUGUUUUUUUAAAGAACUGAAUCGGAAUUUUAAACUUGACUAAGUGAUGCUUCGUAAAUGCUACCGCUAUGAAUGAAGUGCACGAAAACAUGGUUGUUUUUCAGCGUUCCUUUGAGUUUUUUUUCCUUUAGUACAUAGUUACAAAAUAUCGUAAUCAAGAAACAAAUUAUGAGUUACAUAAAUUAAAUAAAAGUCAUAAUUUUUUGGUUAUACUUAACAAAAUUUAUGAAUAACCUACUGUUAAUGUCAAGAAGUGCUAAGACAGUCCAGUUGUUACUAGAAAUAAACAUGAUUUUUAAACUCAUUUAAUGUUUUAAGUGUUCAGGAUGGUUGUUGGCUCGGCGGCUUAUCCAGGGAGACAAGUGCUCCACAAAAUGCAGCCAAUGGGCAUGACGCCCCGUGAGUUGUCCGAAUACGAUGAUAUUGCCACGGCACUUAUAGUGGAUCCUUAUCUGGGCAUUACGACACACAAAAUGAACAUUCGGUAUCGACCAUUGAAGGCAAAUAAAGAAGAAUUGAAAAAUAUUAUCAAGGAGUUCAUUCAAACUCAAGAUUACAACAAGGCUUACUCAAAGCUUGCCAGUGGUGAAUGGAUGCCAAGACAUUUUAGUAAAAAUAAACAUCAACAAAAUAAGUUGAGAGAACAUAUAUACCGCUACCUUCGGAUUUUCGAUAAAAAAGCUGGAUUUGCAAUAGAACCAUGUUAUAGGUAUUCUUUAGAAGGUCAGGUUGGGGCUAAAAUUUCAACCACUAAAAAAUUUUUUAAACAUGAAAGGAUAGAUUUUUUAGUUGGAUGUAUAGCUGAGAUGACUGAAGAGGAGGAAAAGCAGCUUCUUCAUCCAGGGAAAAAUGAUUUUUCUGUUAUGUAUAGUUGUAGAAAAAAUUGUGCUCAACUGUGGUUGGGUCCAGCGGCUUACAUCAAUCAUGACUGUAGGCCCACUUGUACGUUUGAAGCCACAGAUCGUGGUAAGGCUUUUGUGCGUGUUCUAAGGGAUAUUGAAGUUGGUGAAGAAAUUACAUGUUUUUAUGGUGAGGAUUUUUUUGGUAAUGGCAAUUGUUAUUGUGAAUGUGAAACAUGUGAGAGACGUGGAAAGGGUGCAUUUUCAGUUCAAAAUGCACAUGAUGAUGAACAAGCAACUAGGUAUAGAUUUAGAGAAACAGAUAAUAGAAUAAAUAGGACAAAAGCAAAGCAAACUCAAAAAGCCGUUAAUGGUAAAAAUCAAGAAAAAGCUCGAAUAUCAAACAGACAAGUUUCCAACAUAGUAUCUCCACUCAGUAUGAAAGAAAUGAAACAAAAAGGCUUAACCAAGUAUGAUGCUGAGCUACUAAUAGCUCAGGGGUGUAUUGCAGAUGUUGUAGAUGGAGCUACUAGUAAGGAGGCCCAGAGUAGCAGAGAAUCAUCUGCCUCUAGUCGAGGCGAUCGCCUGCGCCGUCGGACAGACAGCAGCCGCACUCAAAAUGGAGCUAUGCCCACUGCCAAUGCUCAAAGCAGAGCACCACCGGUUCGUUGUUGUAGUAUUACUAGUUCUCGCAGUAGUAGGGAUUCACAUUCUGGUAUAGUUUUAAGAAGUCAUAAACGUCUCACUGAUACUAAUUGUUCUCCAUCAACUUGUUCAAAAGUAAAGAGUACCACAAAAAUUGUUACUGAAAGUAAAUUGAGUGUUGAACAUAUAAAAAUAGAUUCUGAUGUCAAUAGUUUAGGAACUAACAAUAUAAGUAUUGAAACUGAAACUGCCCAAGAUCCACAGAAAGAACAAUGUGUAUCUGAACCACAGCCAGUUACUAGUAGUGAAAUGGAUCUUUUAUCUACAGAGAUAAAAUGUGAUACAAAUGAAUCUCUGCAGCAAAGUACUGAAUUGCCUUUAGUAGUUACAACAAAAACAGAAACUUCUGAAAAAGAUAAUUUAAAUACAAAAGAACAAGUUAUAGAAAAUGUUAAGUGUGUAAGUGAUGAUGCAUGUAUAAAAAGUGAAAAUUGUGACUUUAGAGAAAAUGUUAACCCAAGUGAAUCUAAGGAUAGUAAAAUAAAUAAGCAUCACAAAGUAGAUGUGUCAAAUAGGACAGAAGAUACUAAAAAAGAAUCUGAGUCAGGACCACCAUGGUUGGCAGACAAUUCUAACAAAAGUAGUGAGUGCCCCUGUACUCCUCCGCGGCGAGGCUUGAAACUUACUCUUCGUGUCAAGCGAAGUCCUGUUGUAGAGGAGGUGAUGGAUUGCGGAGGUCCAGCUGAGGCUCCUGAGUAUGAAGUUCUAAGGCUAGAAGGUGUAGAUCCAGAAACUGCACGAAGACUCAAGAAAAGACGUCGGUCUAAAGAACGGCACCGUAAACACAGUCCUAUCCGUCCCCUGCCUCCCAUGAAACGCUUAAGAUUAAUUUUUGGUAAUGAGAGUCGUACUAUUGACUUACCUCCUGCUAUAUCAGCCGACUGACAGCCACGACUGCCUUGUGGUUAAGUUUCCACCGUUAAUAUUCAAUUAUUAGUUUAAUUAUUAUUAUUGUCACUGACUAGGAUUAUUUUAACUAGUAUUUAUUAUUGUGACGUGAAAUUGAAUUCAAGUAUUGUGAUAGGUAACAAAUUGUUUUAAUUCAUAAAAAUAUUUAUAUGAUGAAUUGUGUUGUUUCAAAAAAUAUCUGACAAAAUUUAAUGUUAAGGCUCCUUUAUGGUUUUGUAAAAUUAGUAUUUAAAGGUACUGAUUUGCAUUAUUCUUAUUUCUUAAUUAAGAAUGUGUAUAUUUUAUCUUUUUUCCAGCUUUAAAUUUAUUAUGAAAUAUUUUGUACCUAUACAUUUUAUUCCAACAUGUAAAGUAUUGACAGUGUAAAUUGUUUGGUUUAAAAUUUUCUAAGAUACUUAGAAACGUGUAUAUAUAGGUAGUUAAUUAAUAUGUAUAAUUAAAAUUGACGAGAAUCAAUAAAUUUGAGAUGACUAAUUUAACGAAAAUGUACUGCCGGAAUUACUCUUAAUUUGUAUAAGUAGGUACCUAAUAAUAAUGCAAAAAAAUUGAAAAUAGCACAGCGCUAGUUUAAAAUUUAUGAGAACUAGAAGCUUUAACAAGACCCCACGUGAUGUAUGUAGUCAUAUAAUUAUUAAUUUAUUCAGUUUAAAACAAAGACAUGUCUCAAAGAUUGUAUAUUCUAAGUUAAACAUGAGAAGGUCCAUUGUCCAUUGUCUGGUUCAUGAACAGUAACUAUAGCCUGCCAAGUUUGUUGAUAACACUCCCAUGAUAUGCGGGCGACAGGGGGAAAGACUGCUCGGGUGUGAAAUCGUGCGUGCGGGGAAGUGACGUGCUUCAGUCGUGGGGUUUUCUUUCAUCGCUACACGUCCCCCGGCCCGUGCGCAACAUCGGGAGUGUUACGAACGAAGUUGCCAAGCUAUUAAUACUCGUACAGUAAGUUUUAAAAAUAAUAUAAAUCAAUAAACAUAAUUUAUGCACUACAUACUUCCGAGGUAGGUUUUUUCUUCAUAUUGUUCAAGUAUUUCAAUUUUGAUUAAACUGUAUUAGUCUCGAGCAUUUCAACUUUUAUUUUAAAGAAUACUCUUAGUUAUUGCUGUGUUAUUUCAAACCUGUUAUAAUAUUUAUAUAGGCAUAAUUUAUGACCUAAAGUUCAAUAUUUAUUUCUUGUAUGAAAAUUCAUACUUAAUUAAAAUCUACUUGAAUGUGUAAAAUAAUUACUGCUCUAUGUUAGUGCCUGUGCACACUACGUUUUUUAAACGCGCCGUCGACGCCCGUUUGGAGCGAUACAAACGCGAUACUAACGCGCGUGUGUAUUUCAAUUCAAACGUAAACAAACUGCUCUGUACGAUAAAAGCUCGCCGUCGACGCACGUUUCUAAGUGUCGCCACAUACAGGCCACACGCGUCAGACAAACGACGCUAGAAGAAGCAAGAAGGGGCCACAAAAGUAGCCUAAGCGCGCGACAGCCAAUUGUGGCCGGUGGUCGACACUUGUAGUCGGUGGCUACUACUUUUUUAACCCAUACAUGCAGUAUCAUAAUCGCGCGAGUGGCUUGUUGUGUCGUUUUGUGUCGACGUUUAGUGGCCGGUGCCAAAAGGGCCACAAAAAGCGAGCAGCGACGAUUGUAGCGUGUGGCGGCCACCGGCGUCAACCGUGUUUGACCGUGUGAAUUCUAUAUGAUUCCAUAUAGAAUGUAUGAAAACUACAGGAAAUAUGCCGGCAGCGGCGUUUUGUGGUUGUGGCCAUAAAAACGCGCGUCAACGGCGCGUUUAAAAAACGGCGGUGUGCACAGGCCCUACGUGGUAACCAAAAAUAUCAGGAAUCAAAAAGCUACAUAAAAGUUAUCAGUGUAAAUAUAAGUAGCAAACUAUUUAUUUAUGUUUACCAAUAAUCAUGUCAAUAUACAUGUGGAGUGUCUACUGUCUCCUUUCAUUCACAUCAGGCUUAUUUAGAGGUGUAAUUCCGGCCUAAUGGAUUGAACACAUUUUAUUAUUUAAUGUACGUACUUACUUACCUUCUGUAUUAUGUACCACACACAGUGCGUUCGGUAGAUUUAACAAUGUAAAUGGUGCGCAUCUACACUUAAGUGUAUGUAAACGCAGGCGUUUUAUCUAGUGUUUUUCAGGUAGCAUGGGUACGGUGACAGUCGCCUGUAUAAGUGUUCAUUUACACGAACGGCAGCUGCUACCGACGACCGCAGUCGACUGCAGUCAGCGACGACUCGGCGGCAGCCAACGGCAGUCGACUGCAGUCGGCGACCGCCGCCGAGAGUCGACUGCAGUCGGCGACCGCCGCCGAGAGUCGACUGCAGUCGGCUGCAGUUGCCGCUCGUGUAAAUGAACCCUAACGUUCAUAAUACGUACUAAUAUCGUAAAUCGCGGCAAACUUUUAAGAGUGAAACGAACUGUCACCCGCACCAUCCUACAUGAAACGAACUGUUACUGGACCUGUUUUAAUGAUAGUUGAAUGUUUACCUGUUCGCAUUUCUUUCCCUAAGUUCGUUCUUGUUAAAAUUGUUUGAUUUCAAGCUACCAAACUAUAUACUUCAUUAAAAUAUGUUCAGUGGCUUUUGAGUAAGUUUCUUAGUUGACUCUAUUAAUUCCUAUUAUUUGGAUUUGAUUCUAAAUAUCUGCAAUAUUCCGUUAUUCAAAAGAAAUUGUCGAUAUAAAAAUAUAUUCUUAAUAUUAUCACAAGCUAGCGUUGUAUGCUAAGUUAUAAUGUUUAAAACUACAAAGCAUGUCAUCCAGACUAUUUUAUCAUUGUAUAGUUCCUAUACUUUGAUACGUAAAAAGUAGAAUCUAGAUUGAGUUUUUAUAAUACAGCAAUAUAUUAUUGCAAAGAGUAAAAACUUUGAAACAUCAAGACCGUUCUGAAAUUGCAGCACUGCAUAUGUGCAGUACACUUCAUGUUCAGAGUGGACUUCAAAUUUGAAGCAAUAUCAGCAAUUUGCUAAAACAAUGAAGUAGACAAGAAAAGAAACAUUAUAUGUAAUGUAACAAAGAUUUUAUACUAUUAGAUAUGUCACUAGCGCGUCAAAACUGAGGCGAACAAAGGUGGCUAAUUGUUUUAAUUUCAUUUGGUCGCAUAGUCAAUAACUAUGUAAUGUUAUUUAUGAAGGAGACGUCUGACGAGGCCAGACAGUUGAUCAGUCCUAACUAGGGACCAUUCCACAAAGUUCCCGUGGUAUAGGACACAGGUUCACUGGUGUCUCGUCAGUGUUUCUCCCUCAAAUGUAAUGUAUAAUUUAAAUAAACACAAAACUGUGGAUGUGUGCGCUCAGUGGAGUAGUUAAAUUCGGACUAGGUUCUUUUUGCGCUGAUUUUGUAGGCAUGUAACAUAUCUAAUUGUAUGAAAUCGUUGUAAUGUAAUGUACCUACCUACCAAUAAUAUUUUUUGUGUGUUAGCAUCAAAUAGAAGGUAGUUGGUAAAGGCAAGGCACUUACCAUUGGUAGGUAAACGUACCUACACAAUUUGUUUAGGCUUAACUUUUAUACAUAAUUUUAAAUGAUAUCGCGCGAUUAUUAUGAGUAUUGUGCUCUUAAUAAAUACUGUUAUUGUAACAGUAAAAUCAAUUUGGAAAUACAGUAGGUGUAUUAAUUUAUUAUAGUAUCCUAAGAUGGCAGACAGUGAAAAUAUAUUUACGAGUAGGUAUAUAUAGGUAACAGUGACGGUUGUAGUCCGAAUGUGUAGAACAAAAGUAUUUAUCACAAACUCAGUUGUAGAAGUAAUGGUCAAUUUACAUAGUAUCAAAAAUGCGCAUCAUUUACUAUAAUUCUGUAAAGUUAAAUAUCUACUGUUGGUGAUAUAUUUAUAUUAUGUAAAAUAUACUUAAUUGCUAGUUAGAGGACAACUAGCUUUUGUGAUAUUCCAAAAAGGAAUAGUAUAUGUAAAAAUUAAUUGUAACAAUAAAACGCCUCAACUCUUA